UAAGAAAAAAAACCAAAGGGUCAAACAAAAAGGGGGGAGCGUCGAUCGUGCAUCCUCCUCCUUCCGCAGCCCGCAGCCCGCAGCCCGCAGCUGCCCUUUUCAUUUAUAUUAUUCCAGCCACCAGUCGCCUUUUGGGCUUCGGCGCUGCAUUCUUAGCUCUUAAGGAGGAGGAGCUCCAGGACCUGGGAAGUCCAUGGUCAGGAAUUCGGACCGUACGGUCUUAAAUGUGAUUGAUUAUACAUGUAAUAUUUAUGAAAUGGAAAAGAAAAAUGCUUCGUGAUGCCCCGGGCCGGGAACAAGAGCAGCAGCUCUCUUCGCGUCCGCCGCUGGCUCUCUCCGUUGUCUCGAAAAUGAGGCAGAGAUCAAAGAAGCAAAAGGAGCUCUGGCCCAAGAUCGUCCUCAAGAAAUGGCUCAACAUCAGUUCCAGAGACUCCGACUUCAGCGCCGACGAAGGGGACACCACAGAGAGCGAGUUCGAGUACGAAGAAAUGUGUGGUUGGGAGCGUCAAUUGCGUGAUGAGGAGAGGAACUUGGGUGGCUUUGAAGCGGUGACGAAUGAUAACCGCAUUGGAGGCAUUCCGUGCAGGUCACGAAGACGAAAAUCUGAGACCCUUCGUGCGCAAUAUAUAAAUACCAAAGAACUCAGGAUCUGUGUGGGGACAUGGAAUGUCGGGGGAAGACUUCCACCUGAUGACUUAAACAUCAAAGAUUGGCUGGAUAUGGGGGAGCCAGUUGAUAUAUAUGUGCUCGGCUUUCAGGAAGUUGUUCCACUAAAUGCUGGAAAUGUCUUUGGUGCUGAGGACAGUCGUCCUGUUCAAAGAUGGGAACGUAUAAUUCGUGAGACACUAAAUAAAAUUCAACCAGUUAAAGCAAAAUAUAAAUGCUACAGUGAUCCUCCUUCACCAUCAAGAUUCAAACCAUCAGAUGAUGCCCUUGGCAUAGAGGAUGAGAUGUUGUCCGAGUCAGAUAGUGAGAGUGAUCAGGAAAUUCAAUUCCAUGAACAAUCCUUCAAUUUCCAGUUAAACAAAGAUCAGAUUGAUGCAAGAGGAGAUGAUCCAAAAUGCAAUUUAGCACCCCAGUCCCCUUUAAUUGCAGAUCAAAGUGCACAAGGAGAAAAUGUUCACAAGCAAUAUCCCUUGAAUAUAUUUUCCCAUAAUUUGAGUUUUAAGACUCGUGAAGUAACUCCAGAAGCAUUUGUAAGUCAACAAAAGCAGCUUACCAAGACAUUAAGCAGCUCAGAAAUGAUAGGCUUGAUUUGGCCAGAACAACCAUUGGAUAUGUUAUCCCAACACAGUAUGGAUACAUCCAAACCAAAAUCAUUAAACCCAGCUAGAUCAUUUAAAGCAUGCAAUUCAUUCAAACCUCUACAUGGAGACUAUAAUGACUCAUCAGACCCAUUUGUGAUUCCUGUACUAGAUCUGGAAACUGUUGUAAACAGAAAAAAGAGAUCAUCUUUUGUACGGAUUAUAAGCAAGCAAAUGGUUGGAAUUUAUCUUUCAGUAUGGGUCCGCAGAAGCCUCCGGAGACGUAUUCAGAACUUGAAGGUAUCAACUGCUGGAGUAGGUGUCAUGGGCUAUAUAGGCAACAAGGGAUCAAUAUCAGUCAGCAUGUCUAUAUAUCAGACACUUUUUUGCUUUAUAUGUAGUCACCUAACUUCGGGAGAAAAUAAUGGUGAUGAACUUCGAAGGAAUGCUGAUGUGCAAGAAAUUCAAAGGAAAACAUUAUUCAGUUCAGUGCCCAGUGUUGGAAUGCCCAAAACAAUCUUUGAUCAUGAAAUUAUCUGGUUGGGGGAUCUAAAUUACCGCAUCAACUUGUCGUACGAUCGAACUCACAAACUGAUUUCCGGAAAGGAAUGGUCUAAAUUAUUUGAGAAGGACCAGUUGAGACUCGAACUUAAGAAAGGGCGUGCAUUUGAUGGGUGGUCAGAAGGUGUUAUAAACUUUCCUCCUACCUACAAAUACGAGUUAAACUCAGAAAAGUACAUUGGGGAGGAUCCAAAGAGUGGAAGAAGGACCCCUGCGUGGUGUGACCGCAUUCUUUCAUUUGGUAAGGGCAUGAGGCUAUUAGAUUACAGAAGAUUUGAGCUAAGGCUUUCAGAUCACCGUCCUGUCACAGCUGUUUUCAUGGCUGAGGUUGAGGUUUUCUGCCACAGAAAACUUCAGCGAGCUCUCACAUUCACAGAUGCAGAGGUAGAAGAACAAUUGAACUCAGAGGCUGAUAAUGGAGAAACUGGUUGGGCGUAGGAGAGGUUAGUUCCCAGCAUUAAAAAAAAAAAAAGGGAAGGAAGCAUGCUAAUCCAAUUUAUCAUGAUGGAAAUGUCUAUAAUAACCAAGUACUCCUGUCAAUUUCGGAAGGCAUAAUGAUGCAUUGCCAAGGAACUGAAACAGCAGACUUCACAACCGAGAAUGAUUUUUUCUUUUGCCAAAAAUGGAAGUGCAGGAAAAGGGAUGUAAAGAAAGACAAAGUUAAUUAUCUAUUAUGUAAAUUAUCUAACAAUAUGUAUGGUGUGUCAAGGAUGAGACCUAGAAAUUGGGCGGUUUCUGGCUUAUUUUAGGCGGCAUCCGUCGGGACGGAGACCCUUCCUCUGGGGGUUGCUUAGGUGGGGGCAAGCAAACAACUGUGGCAUCCAUCCCUGAUGGCUGCCUGUCCGGACAAGGCAUUUGUUUGCGUCCUUCUUUCCGUCAUUGUCUUUCUUUCUUUAUGAGAGCCAACAGACUUCUCAAUUGUGUUAUGUUUGC
Molecule: messenger RNA, 2738 nt
Organism: Musa acuminata AAA Group (dessert banana)
Lineage: Eukaryota; Viridiplantae; Streptophyta; Magnoliopsida; Zingiberales; Musaceae
Product: type IV inositol polyphosphate 5-phosphatase 3-like
Exons: 10
Coding region: 252-2243 (663 amino acids)
Biological process (GO): phosphatidylinositol dephosphorylation
Molecular function (GO): phosphatidylinositol-3,4,5-trisphosphate 5-phosphatase activity; phosphatidylinositol-4,5-bisphosphate 5-phosphatase activity; inositol-polyphosphate 5-phosphatase activity
Source: RefSeq, a predicted model, not a curated record